AUGUUGCAACUAUCUAUCAUUUGGCUACUUCUGUCAAAGGCUCCUUCGCUCUGGGUGGACUGGCACUGGAACAUUCACCUGAACGGGCAAUCUUUUUGGUCAAUAAACCCAUCAGAAACUGACUCGUGGGCCUGGAGAAAACUGUUAGACUUGCGGCCGUUGGCGAUCCAGUUCUGUCGAACUAAGUUAGGAAAUGGAAAUUCUACCAGCUUCUGGUUCGACCCAUGGACGCCACUUGGUCAGUUAAUUACAUACAUCGGUCAGUCUGGUCCAAGAGCACUAAGAGUCCGAAUGAACGCUGCUGUCGUUGAUGCAACUGCUGGAUCGGGUUGGACUCUUCCUCAUCCUAGAUCGCAGAGGGAAGUGAACUUACAUGCCUAUCUCUCUACUAUAAAUCUCCCAUUAUCUGCUGAUGUUGAUGACAUAUAUGAAUGGAUUGCUGGUGACUCCCCCUUAUGUGUUUUCAGGUCCUCCACAACAUGGGAAGUGCUUAGGCCGAGACAAGCGAUAAAACCAUGGGUUGACGUGGUCUGGUUCAAAGGCGCCAUACCGAAGCUGAGCUUUACCAUGUGGAUUGCAAAUUAUGAUAGACUACCGACGAGGGCAAGACUGGCAGCGUGGGGAAUGGCGAUCUCGCCUCUAUGCCCUUUUUGCUCCAAUUAUGAAGAAUCACGAGAUCAUCUGCUUCUUCGAUGCGUGUACAGCAAAGAAGUGUGGGGAGGGGUGUUCGCAAGAUGCCUUCCACCGUCAAACACGUUUACAGACUGGGCAGAGCUGCUAUCUUGGAUUAGAGGAGCGCCACCAAAACUCACUCUUCUUAGGAAACUGGCGACUCAAUCCACUGUCUAUCACUUAUGGAAGCAGAGGAAUAAUCUGAUCCAUAACCAGACAUCAGUCCCUGCUGCAACUGUCUUCCAUGCUAUUGACAAAGAGAUUCGAAACAUCAUCUCGGCAAGGAGGCACAGAAAGCACUUCGACACACUAAUGAUUUUGUGGUUGAGAUAAGUCAGAUCUCUUGUUGUUCAAGCUUGUGUCCCAUCUUGUUUUUAUUUCUUUUUGCCAAGAUGACACAAACAUAAGAUUCUACUUUGUAUUAUCUUUCUUUCAUAUAUGAUAUUUACAGUUUAGCAAAAAACUAUCUAUCAUCGUCAAUACCACUUUCUUGUUGUGAACAAGAUAAAUGAUGGUCACAUACACACGACGAUAGCAACAGAGGAUCCGCUUCUGUCUCCUACCCUCAAGGCGAGAAAACAUUACUUCCCCUACUCUUCUAACCAAAAGGUCCAUAAGUAUUUGCAUGCAUGGCAUAAGCCUAAGAAGAGAUGGAGUAGCAUUCCAAGGAACUAAUCCAGCAAGUACACAAAUUAAAACAACAUGCAUGCCACAAGAUCUCAAGAUUCAAUUCGGACACAAUUACGGGAGGAUGAUAUUUCAUGUCCGGCCCAAUAAUAUCUAUCAGAAGUGUUUAGGCAUUGGCCAGCGUAAAUUCCACACGUAAACCAAAAGUUUAGUAUAUAUUUUAAAAAUUAAAAUACGGAAAAGCUUAAGAUAAUAUCAUUGGAUGUUCCAUUCAAAUAUAGUGAUUAAUUAGUGAAUGUUUUUAAUUUGAUAUAUUUACAAAAUUACACAUAAUGGAAUGAAAAUCAUGUGUUUAUACAUUUGAUACUGAACACUAAUAAAAAAAGGUUGAAUAAAAAACAAUUAUCUAGAGAUAAAAGGCGGGAAGUGUUUGAAAGAAGUAUAACGACCAUCAAUAGCUAAAAGUAUUCAAAGUCAAUGUAAUCAGGAUCAUGGUGACUACUAGGGUGGUUGUUACUCUUCUUCCCCUCGUCACCACCACCAGCCAUUAUUGUCUCCUUAUCCUUACUCGCGAAACACGUGAGAUCCACAGGCUCCGGCAAUUCACACCUUCGAAAAACGGAUGCUGCUUGAUCUCUGUGGCGCCUUGCUUAUACGCCAUCUGUUUCCUCGCUCCUUAACCAACAGUCCUUUGAUCAAAUCCCUCGCCGCCGAGCUCAUGUUCGGAACCUCAGCACCUGCCCGAUCACGUUGUGCAGCGUUGCGCGGUUUCCCUGCCCCUUAAACGGCGUUGCGCCGUAGAGCAGCUCGUAGAUGAAGAUCCUGAACGUCCACCAGUCGACAGCGCUCCCGUGUCCUUGGCCCGGUAAUCCUUAAGUCUUAUUCGAAUAUUUUUAAAAGUGGCUUGGAUCAGAUUCAAAUUUUCGGAUUGAAUUGAGUUUG
This is a messenger RNA of Brassica napus (rape), 2241 nucleotides long. RefSeq lists its product as uncharacterized. NCBI's taxonomy places the organism in Eukaryota, Viridiplantae, Streptophyta, Magnoliopsida, Brassicales, Brassicaceae. Bases 1 to 1005 code for a protein of 334 amino acids. The record is from RefSeq and is a predicted model, not a curated record. The transcript has a single exon.